This is a messenger RNA of Scheffersomyces stipitis CBS 6054, 2376 nucleotides long. RefSeq names its product H(+)-transporting V0 sector ATPase subunit a (gene VPH1). The transcript has a single exon. The record is from RefSeq and is a predicted model, not a curated record. Gene Ontology annotation, molecular function: ATPase binding; proton-transporting ATPase activity, rotational mechanism. Lineage: Eukaryota; Fungi; Ascomycota; Pichiomycetes; Serinales; Debaryomycetaceae. Bases 1 to 2376 code for a protein of 791 amino acids. Gene Ontology annotation, biological process: vacuolar acidification; proton transmembrane transport. Gene Ontology annotation, cellular component: fungal-type vacuole membrane; vacuolar proton-transporting V-type ATPase complex; vacuolar proton-transporting V-type ATPase, V0 domain.
AUGUCGCUUGUCCAGCUAUAUGUGCCUACAGAAGUGUCCCGUGACAUUAUCUACAAGAUUGGGCAAUUGAACUUAAUUCAGUUUAGAGAUUUGAAUCUGAAAGUCAAUGAGUUCCAGCGUUCGUUUGUCAAGGAAUUGAGACGGUUAGACAAUGUAGAACGUCAAUUCAAUCGUUUCAAGAAGGAAUUGGAUCAAAGAGACAUUCCUGUCAAGACUUUUCCCUAUGAAUCGCUGCCCAUUGUGCCUCAGUCAGAUAUUGAUGAGCAUGUAGAGAAUGCUCAGAUCUUGGAGGAUCGACUUUUACAAUUGAUUGACUCGACCAAUUCGCUCUAUGAAAAGCAGAAGGAAUUGAAACAGUUCAAAGCAACAAUUCAGGGUGUAGACAAUUUCUUUGUAGUCAAUGCUGGGCCUCAGCUGGAGACCAGUGAAGAAUCAGCGUUACUUUCGCAAUUGGAAUCGCAGGCGCAAGAAGCUUCACAUGGCUCGUUUAUCAGUGGAGUUAUCUCUCGUGAAAAGGUUGGAACUUUACAGCAGAUCUUGUGGAGAAUUUUGAGAGGUAACUUGUACUAUCAUAGUGAAGAGUUGGCUGAGCCAGUAUACGAGGUUCAUUCCAACGAAUAUGUGAACAAGAACUCUUUUAUCAUCUUUUCGCAUGGUGCUAUCAUUUACGACCGUAUAAAGAAGAUCUGCGAGUCGUUGGAUGCGGACAUCUACGAUGUGGAUGCCACUGUAUCGUUGCGUUCCGACCAGUUGGCUGAAACAAACAUGAAGUUGGCUGACUUAUCUGCGGUUCUCACUCAAUCUGAAAACGCAUUAUCUUCUGAAUUGAUUGCUAUAUCAAGAGACUUGGCUAAAUGGUGGGAAGUUAUUGCUCGCGAAAAGGCCGUUUAUCAAUCUAUGAAUCUUUGCGAUUACGACGACUCCCGAAAGACGUUAGUAGCUGAGGGCUGGAUUCCUACGGAUGAGAUCUCGAACUUGACGACUACAAUCAAGGGUUCCGACGAUUCACAAUCGAUCCCUACCAUCAUCAACGUUCUUGAAACAACGAGAACGCCUCCUACUUUCCAUCGAACCAACAAGUUCACUGAUGCCUUCCAGAACAUAUGUGACGCCUACGGUAUAGCCACGUACCGUGAAGUGAAUCCUGGUUUACCUACCGUCAUCACAUUUCCAUUUAUGUUUGCUAUCAUGUUUGGAGAUUUGGGCCACGGUUUCAUCUUGACAUUAGUAGCUUUAGCAUUGGUGUUGAACGAAAAGAAAUUAGGAGCUUCCAAGCAUGACGAGAUCUUUGACAUGGCCUUCAGCGGUCGUUACAUCUUGUUGUUGAUGGGAAUCUUCUCGAUGUAUACCGGUUUGUUAUACAACGAUAUCUUUUCUAGAUCUAUGACGCUUUUCAGCUCCGGCUGGGAGUGGCCCGAGAAGUUUGCUAUUGGUGAAACUGUGUUGGCCAAACAGGUUGGAACGUACAUCUUUGGUUUGGAUCCAGCAUGGCAUGGAUCUGAGAAUGCGUUGUUGUUUUCUAAUUCCUACAAGAUGAAGUUGUCGAUAUUAAUGGGUUACACCCACAUGUCGUACUCGUACAUCUUCUCAUUGGUGAACUACAUCCAUUUCAAGAGUGUCAUAGACAUUGUUGGAAACUUCAUUCCAGGCUUGUUAUUCAUGCAAGGUAUAUUUGGGUACUUGUCGUUGUGCGUAGUAUACAAAUGGACUGUAAACUGGUAUGCCAUCGAUAAACAGCCCCCAGGGUUGUUGAACAUGUUGAUUUCCAUGUUCUUGUCACCUGGAAAUGUUGCUGAGCCAUUGUACGAAGGUCAAGCCAGUAUUCAAGUUUUUCUCUUGUUGGUAGCUUUGAUUUGUGUUCCAUGGUUAUUGUUACUUAAGCCCUUGUACUUGAAGAGACAAUUGGACAAAGCAGCUGCCGAGUACCAGGAAUUGCCUACUGACGAAGAUGAAUUGGAGGAAGGUGAUGCUGCAGCUCACGAUGACGAUGAACCUCAUGAAGAACACAACUUUGGCGAUAUCAUGAUUCAUCAGGUCAUUCACACAAUCGAGUUCUGUUUGAAUUGUGUAUCUCAUACGGCAUCUUAUUUGAGAUUGUGGGCAUUGUCUUUGGCCCAUGCUCAAUUGUCUACUGUCUUGUGGACUAUGACCAUUGGAGGCUCUUUUGGUGCUACUGGUGCUCUAGGAGUAUUCAUGACUGUCUUCUUAUUUGCAAUGUGGUUCUCAUUGACGGUCUGUAUCUUGGUAGUAAUGGAAGGAACUUCGGCCAUGUUGCACUCUUUGAGGUUGCACUGGGUCGAGUCUAUGUCCAAGUUCUUCCAGGGUGAAGGUACAUUAUACGAGCCAUUUGGCUUUAAGAACUUGAUUGACCUCUAG